AACGGGCUGGGACACGGGCUGGGACACGGCCGGGACGGGACGGGAGCGGAGCGGAGCGGUGCCAGGUGCCCCAGCCGAGCGGCCCCGCGCCUGUCCCCGCGCCUGUCCCGCACCUGUCCCGUAUGCGCGGCUCCCGGAGCGGCGCCGCGGCUGCGGAGCGCUGAGCGGAGCCGAGCCCCCGCCGCCGCCCCGGGGCUGUCUCCGGGCCAUGGCCGCGGCGGCGACAGAGCUGCCCGGCGGCAACGCCAGCGCCAACCAGAGCGCCGCCGACCCCACGGUGUCGCGGGACGUGUGGAUGGUGGGCAUGGGCAUCCUGAUGUCGGUGAUCGUGCUGGCCAUCGUCUUCGGCAACGUGCUGGUGAUCACGGCCAUCGCCCGCUUCCAGCGCCUGCAGACCGUCACCAACUACUUCAUCACCUCGCUGGCCUGUGCCGACCUGGUCAUGGGGCUGGCCGUGGUGCCCUUCGGCGCCUGCCACAUCAUCAUGGAGAUGUGGAAGUUUGGGAACUUCUGGUGCGAGUUCUGGACCUCUUUGGACGUGCUGUGCGUCACGGCCAGCAUCGAGACCCUGUGCGUCAUCGCCGUGGACCGGUACUUCGCCAUCACCUCCCCGUUCAAGUACCAGAGCCUGCUGACCAAGGGCAAGGCGCGCGUGGUCAUCCUGGUGGUGUGGGUGGUGUCGGGCCUGACCUCCUUCCUGCCCAUCCAGAUGCACUGGUACCGGGCAGACCACGAGGACGCCAUCCGCUGCUACCAGAACGAGAUGUGCUGCGACUUCUUCACCAACCAAGCCUACGCCAUCGCCUCCUCCAUCAUCUCCUUCUACCUGCCCCUCGUCGUCAUGGUCUUCGUGUACGCCCGGGUCUUCCAGGUGGCCAAGAAGCAGCUGCAGAAGAUAGACAGGAGCGAGGGGAGGUUUCACACCCAGAACAAGGAGCAGGAGCAGAAAGGGGGAGCCGGGCACCGCCGCUCCUCCAAGUUCUUCUUGAAGGAGCACAAGGCCCUCAAAACCCUGGGCAUCAUCAUGGGCACCUUCACGCUGUGCUGGCUGCCCUUCUUCAUCGUCAACAUCGUGCACGUCAUCCAGGACAACAUCAUUCCCAAGUACCUGUACAUCCUCUUGAACUGGCUGGGCUACAUCAACUCUGCCUUCAACCCCCUGAUCUACUGCCGGAGCCCCGACUUCAGGUACGCCUUCCAGGAGCUGCUGUGCCUGCGCAGGUCCGCGCUGAAGAUGUACGCCAACGGCUACUCCAACAGCAACGGCAGGAGCGACUACAACGAGGAGGACAACGGCUACCCCCUGGCCCCGGAUAAAACCUGCGACUUGCUCUGCGAGGAGGGCUCCUUCCCUCGCCCCGAGGACUUUUUGCACGGCAAAGAGAUCCCUGGAUGCCCAGGAGUGGUGGAGAGCUGAAUGACCCAACCUCUGUUCCUCGCCACCCUGAGCUCGUGAGGGCUCUGCAGAGAUGGAGUGGGAGCACGGCCUCGCUUCCCCGAGCCGGGGGGUGCUGUGGGAAGCGACUGCCUUGGCAAAGGUCCUCAUCCCAACCCAUCACCCACCAUGCAGCACCUCCAGGAGAAGCUGGGCAAGGACAACCAAGGGACCAGGAGAGGCUCUGAGAGCCUUGGAGGACACCGAGAAGCCACAGGAACUGAAGGAGGGGAUGUCCAAACCCUGACAAAGGUGCCGAGGGCUUUUUCCCCCUUGGAAAAGCCUUUCCCAAAGGGAGCACCACGUGUGGUCUCCAGCUGGUUUGGAAGAGGCACAGCCAGGUCUCAGGGCCAGGUCAGGAGCCCAGCAGGACGAGCUCGUGGCAGCCUGUCCAGGGGAUCCAGGUGAAACAGGGAUCUCUGCAAGACCAGGAGAGGGGAGCAUGGAAGAUUCCUUCGAUUCGUUCUGUGCUUGUUUCUCCUUCUGGUGUCUUCUCUGUCUACCUCUUCUCCUCUAGAGAGCACGGGGGGCCCUGACUGUCACAAAGGAGCAGAAGGAUUGGCACAGGACAGGAAUGUGGCCUUUGUUCUCUCCUUGCUCCAAAAAAAUCUCCAACUGUCCUGCCUGGACCUCAGCCAUUGGAAAGGCUGGGACCUGGCAAGCCUUUUCCUUGCAGGAAGUCACAUUUUAGCAGGACCAGCCACCCUUGGGAGACAAGAUUUCCCACCUGAGGCUCAGAACAUGACCAGAACAUCCAUCCCUCUCCUGCAGCUGUGGGAAGGAGCACCCUGAGCUCCUGACUUUGGAUUGUGGAAAGUCAAUUAAGUCAUUAAGCGGAGAAAGAGAGGGAGGGACUUACGGCCUCAGGCAGAAAACAGCAGGAAAAACUGUCUGAAAACCAUAAAAAACGUGCUGGACUGGCAGGUGGUGGCCCAGGUGCAGCUCUGUGGUCACUGAGCUGCUCCCAGAGCUGGGCAGGACGUGCUGGUACUGAACUGUGGGAGCCCCAUCUCAGACCUCCCCUCUCGGGCUUCCAGCUGCAGAACCUUUCCCUCCAGUGCAAUCCUAUUUAUUUAUUUAUUGUCUCGCUGCUUGAUGUGAAGCUGCUAAAGGAGCCCCCUCCCCACAAACAGCCAGGCCUGUGGGAGGGGCAGGACACAGGGACACCUCCCACCACACCAGGACAGACCUGCUGUGGUGGGCGGGUUGGACUCGGUGGUCUUCAAGGUUCCUUCCAAGCAAACCCGCUCCGUGGUUCUGUAGGAUCUGGAAAGGAUGUCCCACCCCUGGAAGUGUCCAGGGAUGGAGCCCUGAGCAGCCUGGGAUGGUGGGAGGUGACCCUGCCCACGGCAAGGGGUGGAAUUGGCUGAGCUUUAAGGUCCUUCCAUUCUAGGAUUCUGUGGAGAGGGCACGUGAGGGAAGAGGGAAAGCUGAGACCAGGACUGUCGCUGGGGUGAGGAUGCAAUGUGGAUCUUUCAAGGCAGAGCUUUGUUGGGAAGGACAGAGGCUGCAGGAGCUCAGCAGUGCCCCUCUAGCCUGUCUCUCUCUGGAGGAUGCCCUGAAAUCCCUUGGCACAGCUCCCACUGCCCUAGGAGAACCCAAUUUCUCCCUUCUCUCUGAAGAGCCCUGCCAAGGCUUAGUCCAAAGCUGCUGAAGGGAGAUAUUUCCCAAAAAAAAAAAAACCCAGUUCCUCAGAAGAUUCCUGGCUGGCUCCUAUUCUGUACUGGAAACACAGUCCUGGGGUUGUUUGCAGCUUAGGGACGUGCUUGGGGUUGUGGCAGGUCUCUUUCUCCCCAGUCCCUGAUGUGCAAGAGCAGGUACAGGGAGAGAAGGGAUGAGCUCCAAUCCUUUGCCAGCCCAAAAGCAGGGACCUGCCUGGCAGAGCAGUCCAAAUCCACCUGCCUGCGCCCCUUUGGGCUUGUUCAGGGAUUCCAUUCCCUGGUGGAUCUAUUUCUGAGCGCCCUGACCCCGGGGUUACCGUGCUGUCCCCUGGGAGGUGGCUCCGUGCUCCCCAGCAGGAGCUGCUGGGAGUUUUCCACCUGCGUUUUCUCCUGGAAACUUCAUUCCAUUUCCCCUCGUGCUGCUCCUAAAGCACCUGCUGUUCAUGUUCUCCUGCCACUUGACCAGGGCUCCUCUUCCCCUUCCAAGACCCUCCCUGGCCCCCUGAUUGCUGCCACUGCCUGUCCUGGCACAGGACGAGCCUGGUCAUUAAUGAGGAAUCCAACCCCAUCCCUGGAGCAGCCUCUGGCAGUGCCCAGCUGCUGCUCCCUCCCUCAUUUGGGGUGCAGGGAAGGGGCAAACGGAGCCAAAAUGGAUCAGUGUUGGCACUGAGCACUCGUAUCCCAAAAUAUCAGGAAGAAAUCCUUCCCUGUGAGGGUGGUGAGGCCCUGGAAUGGAUUUCUCAGAAAAGCUGUGGCUGCCCCAUCCCUGGAAGUGUCCAAGACCAGGUUGGGAAAGGACUUGGAGCCACCUGGGAUAGUGGAAGGUGUCCCUGCCGUGGCAGGGUGGGAAUUAAAUGAUCUUUAAUGAAUUAAAUGACCUUUAAUGAAUUAAAUGAUCUCUAAUGUCCCUCCCAACCCAAACCCCCUGUGAUCCCGUGGGGAGCAGUCCCUGGUAGGGACAAGUGCACAGCCUGGGCCCAGCUCAGCAAAGCCCAGCCUGAGCUCCGGCAGUGGGGAUGCUCCAGUAGCCCUGUGGAGAUGGGCUGGGAACGUGUGGGGAAUGGGGAACUGUGCUCUGCCCUGCCUGGGAAUCCCAGCCCUGGGCUGGAGCUGCCGGGAGCUGGGGGCACGCGGGGAGCGGGCCUGGGGAGCUCUGGGUGCAGCUGAAGCACCACGGGGAGGGUCACAGCUCUGCUCUUGUCAAAGAACAAAUCGUUCCGGCAAAUAAAGA
Messenger RNA from Vidua chalybeata, 4327 nucleotides. RefSeq names its product adrenoceptor beta 2 (gene ADRB2). Gene Ontology annotation, cellular component: membrane. Gene Ontology annotation, molecular function: beta2-adrenergic receptor activity; norepinephrine binding. NCBI's taxonomy places the organism in Eukaryota, Metazoa, Chordata, Aves, Passeriformes, Viduidae. The transcript is spliced from 2 exons. Gene Ontology annotation, biological process: adenylate cyclase-activating adrenergic receptor signaling pathway; negative regulation of smooth muscle contraction; norepinephrine-epinephrine-mediated vasodilation involved in regulation of systemic arterial blood pressure. The record is from RefSeq and is a predicted model, not a curated record. Bases 209 to 1417 code for a protein of 402 amino acids.